This is a messenger RNA of Aedes aegypti (yellow fever mosquito), 2931 nucleotides long. RefSeq names its product SAFB-like transcription modulator. NCBI's taxonomy places the organism in Eukaryota, Metazoa, Arthropoda, Insecta, Diptera, Culicidae. The transcript has 8 exons. Gene Ontology annotation, biological process: regulation of transcription by RNA polymerase II; regulation of mRNA processing. Bases 142 to 2577 code for a protein of 811 amino acids. The record is from RefSeq and is a predicted model, not a curated record. Gene Ontology annotation, molecular function: RNA binding; sequence-specific DNA binding. Gene Ontology annotation, cellular component: nucleus.
UCAUUUUCCACUCAACGUUUGUCGUGAUCGGUCGUGCGUGUUGGUUGCUCCGCUUGUGAAAAAACAGCAGUGAGAAAAAAGAGUCAUUGUGAAAUUGCAGCAAGGAAAAGCAACGGAAGCCGAUUGCCAGUGGAAAAAAUCAUGUCUGAUACGGUGGAAAAGAGGAAGCUCUCGGAGCUGCGUGUAGUGGACUUGAAGCAGGAACUGGAAAAACGCGGCAAGGACGGAAACGGAGUGAAAAAUGUGCUGCUCGAGCGAUUGACUCAGGCGUUGAAAGACGAAAAGUUGGAUCCGGAAACGCACGAGUUCGAAGUCGUCGCCACGGGAAAAACUCCGGCCAAAAAGGGAAAGCCUACCAAGGCAGAAGAAGAGACCGCAGAAGCAGAUGGUGCCGCUACCUCGGAAGGCGACUUGAACAUGGACGAUAUGGUGAUUCAGGAUGAGUGCAAUGAAGACGAACCGGCCGCAGUCGAAGAGGCCAAGAAGCCGGAGGAGGCCAAAAAGGAGGAAAAGAAGGAAGAACCAAAGAAAGUGGAAAAGGUAGAGGUUGCAAAUGGUGAAGCAGCCAAGGCUACUGAAACUGAUAAGAGCAGCAGCAAGGAGGAAACCAAGGACGCGGACAAUGAAGAUUCGCUCAAUUUGACGAUUGGCGAAGAAGACGAGAAGCUGCUUCACGACGACAGUAGUAACAUCGAGAGCGAGAAGAAAGGUGCUGAAUCCGGAAAGAGCUCGGAUGCCAAAAAAGUCGAUGCCUCGGAGGAAAGCAAGAAGGCUGAGAAGACCGACUCUUCCAGCGAGAAAACGGCGGGCACCGCAAAGGACGAGAAAGAGAGCGCUGGAAAGUCCUCGUCAACGUCAGCCAAGUCGGGCUCAUCCAGCGACUCCAAGACAAAGUCGUCACCCAGUUCGAGUGACAAGACGGCUACCGUGUCCCGGAACCUGUGGGUUUCCGGUCUAUCGUCGCUCACUCGGGCAACGGAUUUGAAGCUGAUCUUCUCCAAGUACGGCAAAGUGAUUGGCGCAAAGGUGGUGACCAAUACUCGUACACCGGGAACUCGUUGCUAUGGCUAUGUGACGAUGGCAUCGGCCAAGGACGCAACGGAGUGCAUCACCCAUUUGCACCGAACCGAAUUGCACGGACGAAUGAUUUCAGUGGAGAGAGCAAAAUCUGAUCUAGGUCCAGCGAAGCCUACAACCGCAAACAGCACCAGCACUGAUAAAAAGACGGAAUCGGCCAAGACGACCGGAGCGGAAGGUGGUGGGGAUAGUGGCAAAGAUAAAGACAACAAAGACAAGACCGAGAAGAAGGAUGAUAACGAUAACCGAUCCCGUAACAGCAAAGAACGUGCCAGGUCGGUCAACAGGAGUCGGUCCCAGCACCGCAGCCGUUCUCAAUACCGAGGCAGAUCCGCGGAAAAAGAUGCCAAGCCGAAGGACGACAAGAAGAAAGAUGACACCCAAAAGGGAGCUGAAGUCAAAGAGGGUGCAGCAGCUGUGGCGCGCAAGGACGGAGAUCGUCGCGACAAUCGGAACAACGAUCGCAGAGAUAACCGCAACCGGGAUCGUGAGGUCCUAUCGCUACAGAAGAUUCGCGAAGAGCGCGAGCGCCAGCGGCUACGCGAGAAGGAACGUCAACUACGGGAAGAGGAACGACGCCGCCGGGAGAUGCGCCAGCGCCAACGGGAGGAGGAACAACUGCUGCGACGUGAGCGGGAGAAGCUGGCCAUCGAACGGGCUCGUAUUGAGAAGGAAAAGGCCGAACUGUUGCGCAUCGAACGCGAACGCCAGAAGCUGGAGCGGGAGAAGAUCGAACUGGAACGUCUGGAGCUGAAGCGUCAGCAAAGGAAAAUUGAAGAGGCGAAACGGAACUUGAAACGCCCGGCCACAACGGAUCACUACGACGAUGACCGAAAACGUGCAGCCGGAUCGGACCGUCGUUUCGAAGCACCUCCACCACCGUCGAUCUCCUCCGCAGGUCGCGGUUCCUACGGAUCGUCGGACAAGAAACGUAUAGAUGACUACAAGUCACGUGACGAUUACAAGUCGCGCCCGGUUGAUGAUUACCGGCGAGGAGACACCUAUAAGCGCAACGGAGGUGGAGUUAUGGAUCGCGAUAUGGAUCGGCCAUCGAUGACAACCAUGGAUAGCCGUUACCCUGACAGUCGCUCCGGUGGCGGCGGCGGUGGUGACUACCGUGGAAGUGGCAAUCCCCGGGAUGAUCGCGAUCGCAACGGAUCGGCACCCAAGUCUCGGUAUAUGGAUCCAAUUGACCAACGCUAUCAGGAUCGGUCUAGCAGCAGCGGCGGCGGCGGUGGCAACAGUGGUCCUUGGAAUGCAGGGCCACCACAGAUGACCCUGAUCCCAGCCGGGAUGAGCAGCAGCGAAUGGCGGAUGGAUAACAACCAGGAUCGGUACGAUCGAACCUACAACGAGCGCAAAGCUCCACAGAUGAGUGCCAGCCCCUUCAUGGAUCCCUCGAGGCAGAAUCAGUUCAUGGGAGGUAGUGGCAGCGGAGGACGUCCACAGGACCGUUAUGGAGCUCCCGUUUCCAAUCGGUUCGACAAUGGACGGUACUAGGACGGGAUAAGUAGCGAUACACCGCUCUUUGGUGUAUAUUGGAAUUCCUAGCAUUACAUAUUCAAGUAUGAAUGACAUCGUUGAAGCACAGUUCAAGAUAGGCUUAUGUAAAAGAUACACAUAAAGCAUUGGUUAGUGGAGUUGCACUAAUCUCAGCUACAUAUAUAGGCAUAGCUGUAACGAGACAAAUCCCGAUGUGUACCUUCCUUGAUUCCUUAUCCGUGCAUCCCAUUUUUCCUACUGACCUAGAUGUGUGAUCAUUCGGUGUAAGAAUCAUCUCUGUAGUAGUCAUUAUUGAGUAUUAGCUCGUAAGUAAUUUAAACAGGAUUCAAUAAAGGAAACCGAUAGAAGAAA